Procambarus clarkii (red swamp crayfish) is the source of this 3087-nucleotide messenger RNA. NCBI's taxonomy places the organism in Eukaryota, Metazoa, Arthropoda, Malacostraca, Decapoda, Cambaridae. The record is from RefSeq and is a predicted model, not a curated record.
AUGAGUGGUACUGGGAAAAGUGAGAGUGGUACUGGGAAAAGUGAGAGUGGUACUGGGAAAAGUGAGAUUGGUACUGGGAAAAGGGAGAGUGGUACUGGGAAAAGUGAGAGUGGUACUGGGAAAAGUGAGAGUGGUACUAGGGAAAGUAAGAGUGGUACUGGGAAAAGUAAGAGUGGUACUGGGAAAAGUGAGAGUGGUACUAGGGAAAGUAAGAGUGGUACUGGCAAAAGUAGGAGUGGUACUGGGAAAAGUGAGAGUGGUACUGGGAAAAGUGAGAGUGGUACUGGGAAAAGUGAGAGUGGUACUAGGGAAAGUAAGAGUGGUACUGGGAAAAGUAGGAGUGGUACUGGGAAAAAGAGUGGUACUGGGAAAAAUGAGAGUGGUACUGGGAAAAGUGAGAGUGGUACUAGGGAAAGUAAGAGUGGUACUGGGAAAAGUAAGAGUGGUACUGGGAAAAGUGAGAGUGGUACUGGGAAAAGUGAGAGUGGUACUGGGAAAAGUGAGGCUGGUACUGGGAAAAGUGAGAGUGGUACUGGGAAAAGUGAGAGUGGUACUGGGGAAAGUGAGGCUGGUACUGGGAAAAGUGAGAGUGGUACUGGGGAAAGUGAGGCUGGUACUGGGAAAAGUGAGAGUGGUACUGGGGAAACCAACCUUGCUUCCUCGCCAGCACUUCCCCUCCACGACACCAUCUUGGCUUCCUCGCCAGCACUUCCCCUCCACGACCCCAUCUUGGCUUCCUCGCCUGCACUUCCCCUCCACGACACCAUCUUGGCUUCCUCGCCUGCACUUCCCCUCCACGACACCAUCUUGGCUUCCUCGCCAGCACUUCCCCUCCACGACCCCAUCUUGGCUUCCUCUCCUGCACUUCCCCUCCACGACCCCAUCUUGGCUUCCUCUCCUGCACUUCCCCUCCACGACACCAUCUUGGCUUCCUCUCCUGCACUUCCCCUCCACGACCCCAUCUUGGCUUCCUCUCCUGCACUUCCCCUCCACGACCCCAUCUUGGCUUCCUCGCCUGCACUUCCCCUCCACGACACCAUCUUGGCUUCCUCGCCUGCACUUCCCCUCCACGACACCAUCUUGGCUUCCUCGCCAGCACUUCCCCUCCACGACCCCAUCUUGGCUUCCUCGCCAGCACUUCCCCUCCACGACCCCAUCUUGGCUUCCUCUCCUGCACUUCCCCUCCGCGACCCCAUCUUGGCUUCCUCUCCUGCACUUCCCCUCCACGACACCAUCUUGGCUUCCUCGCCAGCACUUCCCCUCCACGACCCCAUCUUGGCUUCCUCUCCUGCACUUCCCCUCCACGACCCCAUCAUGGCUUCCUCGCCUGCACUUCCCCUCCACGACCCCAUCUUGGCUUCCUCGACUGCACUUCCCCUCCACGACACCAUCUUGGCUUCCUCGCCUGCACUUCCCCUCCACGACACAGUCUUGGCUUCCUCGCCUGCACUUCCCCUCCACGACACCAUCUUGGCUUCCUCGCCUGCACUUCCCCUCCACGACACAGUCUUGACUUCCUCGCCUGCACUUCCCCUCCACGAUACCAUCUUGGCUUCUUCGCCUGCACUUCCCCUCCACGACACCAUCUUGGCUUCCUCGCCUGCACUUCCCCUCCACGACACCAUCUUGGCUUCCUCGCCUGCACUUCCCCUCCACGACACAGUCUUGGCUUCCUCGCCUGCACUUCCCCUCCACGACACCAUCUUGGCUUCCUCGCCUGCACUUCCCCUCCACGACACAGUCUUGGCUUCCUCGCCUGCACUUCCCCUCCACGAUACCAUCUUGGCUUCCUCUCCUGCACUUCCCCUCCACGACCCCAUCUUGGCUUCCUCUCCUGCACUUCCCCUCCACGACCCCAUCUUGGCUUCCUCUCCUGCACUUCCCCUCCACGACCCCAUCUUGGCUUCCUCUCCUGCACUUCCCCUCCACGACACCAUCUUGGCUUCCUCUCCUGCACUUCCCCUCCACGACCCCAUCUUGGCUUCCUCGCCUGCACUUCCCCUCCACGACACCAUCUUGGCUUCCUCGCCUGCACUUCCCCUCCACGACACCAUCUUGGCUUCCUCGCCAGCACUUCCCCUCCACGACCCCAUCUUGGCUUCCUCUCCUGCACUUCCCCUCCACGACCCCAUCUUGGCUUCCUCUCCUGCACUUCCCCUCCACGACACCAUCUUGGCUUCCUCUCCUGCACUUCCCCUCCACGACCCCAUCUUGGCUUCCUCUCCUGCACUUCCCCUCCACGACCCCAUCUUGGCUUCCUCGCCUGCACUUCCCCUCCACGACACCAUCUUGGCUUCCUCGCCUGCACUUCCCCUCCACGACACCAUCUUGGCUUCCUCGCCAGCACUUCCCCUCCACGACCCCAUCUUGGCUUCCUCUCCUGCACUUCCCCUCCACGACCCCAUCUUGGCUUCCUCUCUUGCACUUCCCCUCCACGACACCAUCUUGGCUUCCUCGCCAGCACUUCCCCUCCACGACCCCAUCUUGGCUUCCUCUCCUGCACUUCCCCUCCACGACCCCAUCUUGGCUUCCUCGACUGCACUUCCCCUCCACGACACAGUCUUGGCUUCCUCGCCUGCACUUCCCCUCCACGACACCAUCUUGGCUUCCUCGCCUGCACUUCCCCUCCACGACACAGUCUUGGCUUCCUCGACUGCACUUCCCCUCCACGACACCAUCUUGGCUUCCUCGCCUGCACUUCCCCUCCACGACACAGUCUUGGCUUCCUCGCCUGCACUUCCCCUCCACGACACCAUCUUGGCUUCCUCGCCUGCACUUCCCCUCCACGACACAGUCUUGGCUUCCUCGCCUGCACUUCCCCUCCACGAUACCAUCUUGGCUUCUUCGCCUGCACUUCCCCUCCACGACACCAUCUUGGCUUCCUCGCCUGCACUUCCCCUCCACGACACCAUCUUGGCUUCCUCGCCUGCACUUCCCCUCCACGACACAGUCUUGGCUUCCUCGCCUGCACUUCCCCUCCACGAUACCAUCUUGGCUUCUUCGCCUGCACUUCCCCUCCACGACACCAUCUUGGCUUCCUCGCCUGCACUUCCCCUCCACGACACCAUCUUGGCUUCCUCGCAGUAG